GGGCGAGUGUGUGAGUGAGCGCGCGCCGCCGGGUGUAACGCGGAGCAGUGGCAGCGCCAGAGCGGAGGAGCUUUUGAAGGCGAAGAUCUCAAACAAGUACAUACAUCUUGUCUGAGGAUUGGAUGGGUCUAGCUAGUCUGAAUUCACUAAUGUUGCAGGAGAGAACUAAUUUGAAAUAGCGCCCUGCUUGAGGAGGAAGCUACUGACUACCUAGAAAUUAAGAAAGGGUGCGAGAAGUCUGGUUGAUCAAGGUGGAAUUUCUGUCUCCAAGAGCCUUUUCACAAUUGCCUUUUGCAAAAUCUUCGGACGCUCCCUAUUGUGCCAUGUUUUGUGGCUCUCACCGUAAGAGGAAUUUGUCUUGAUGAAGAUUCCUAACAUUGGUAAUGUGAUGAAUAAAUUUGAGAUCCUUGGGGUUGUAGGUGAAGGAGCCUAUGGCGUUGUACUUAAAUGCAGACACAAGGAGACACAUGAAAUUGUGGCUAUCAAGAAAUUCAAAGACAGCGAAGAAAAUGAAGAAGUCAAAGAAACCACUUUACGAGAGCUUAAAAUGCUUCGCACUUUGAAACAGGAGAACAUAGUGGAGCUGAAGGAAGCCUUCAGAAGAAGAGGAAAAUUAUACUUAGUUUUUGAAUAUGUGGAAAAAAAUAUGCUUGAAUUGCUAGAAGAAAUGCCAAAUGGAGUUCCACCAGAAAAAGUGAAAAGCUAUAUUUACCAACUAAUUAAAGCAAUUCAUUGGUGCCAUAAGAAUGAUAUUGUUCACAGAGAUAUCAAGCCAGAGAAUCUCUUAAUAAGCCACAACGAUGUUCUGAAGCUGUGUGACUUUGGCUUUGCUCGUAAUCUCUCUGAAGGAAGCAAUGCUAACUAUACAGAAUAUGUGGCUACCAGAUGGUACCGCUCACCUGAACUCUUGCUUGGAGCCCCUUAUGGAAAGGCUGUGGAUAUGUGGUCUGUAGGCUGUAUCCUGGGAGAGCUGAGUGACGGGCAGCCCUUGUUUCCUGGCGAGAGCGAGAUUGACCAGCUCUUUACCAUUCAGAAGGUGCUAGGCCCACUGCCAGCCGAGCAGAUGAAGCUCUUCUACAGCAACCCACGCUUCCAUGGCUUGCGGUUUCCAGCAGUCAACCAUCCACAGUCUUUAGAGAGAAGAUACUUGGGAAUUUUAAGUGGUGUAUUGCUUGAUCUUAUGAAGAACUUACUGAAGUUAGAUCCAGCAGAUAGAUAUUUGACAGAACAAUGUUUGAACCAUCCUUCGUUUCAAACCCAAAGACUCUUGGAUCGCUGUGGAAGCUCACCUUCACGGUCAGCUAAGAGAAAACCUUACCACGUAGACAGCAACACGUUGUCUAACAGAAAUCAAGCCAGCAAAAGUUCUGCUUUGCAGUCACACCACAGAUCAAACAGCAAGGAUAUACAGACACUAGGGGUUGGCGGGCCAAGAGAAGAGGGUCUUCCAGCAAAUGAAAGCUUUUUAAAUGGAAACCUUCCUGGAGCUGCACACAGUCCAAUGCAUACAAAAAAAUCAAGCAACACACCUGGAUCUGGCAACAAGGAUCUAGCCAAUAAUAAUAUGCCACAUCUUCUCAGCCCAAAGGAAGCAAAGGCAAAAACAGAAUUUGAUUUUAACGUGGACCCAAAAAGUUCCGAUGGUCCAGGCACAAAGUACCUAAAGUCGAACACCAGAUCUCAGCAGAACCGGCACUCAUUUAUGGAAACUUCUCAAAGCAAAACUGGGACACUGCAACCUGGCGAUAAGCACAGUCGCCACAGCUAUAUCGAUACUAUCCCACAGUCUUCUAAGAGUCCUUCUUAUCGGACAAAGUCAAAGAGCCAUGGGGUUCUGACAGACUCGAAAUCCGUGGGCAACCUUUCUGAGGCCAGGGCCCAAGCUGCAGAACCAAACAGCAGUAGAUAUUUUCCAUCCAGCUGUAUGGACUUGAACUCUCCUACCAGUCCAACUGCUCCCCGCCACAGUGAUAACAGAACUUUGCUCAGUCCGUCGGGGAGGAAUAACCGCAGCGAGGGUACCCUGGAUGCCCGAAGACCAUCGACAAGACACUCCAAAACAAUGGAGGAGUUAAAACUUCCAGAUCACAUGGAUGGAAGCCAUUCCCACUCUCUGUCUGCUCCACACGAAUCUUUUUCCUAUGGUCUAGGUUAUACCAGUCCUUUCUCUUCACAGCAGCGCCCUCAUAGACACUCUAUGUAUGUGAGCCGGGACAGAGUGAGGUCAAAGGGCUCAGAGGGUGGCUUAAGCAUAGGGCAAGGGAUGGCAGCCAGAGCAAACAGCCUGCAACUGUUAUCUCCACAGGUGCAGCAUAAGUCACUCACAAGAUCUGUUGGCUCCUCACGAGAAGACUGUACAGAAGAUACUAAUAGGGGUGGAGCAUAUCAUGAUCCACACACAGAAGAUGGAGCAUCUACUAAGGAAAAUAGAAUUCUGUAUAAUGACCCUGUUCCGAGAAGAGUUGGCAGCUUUUACAGAGUUCCAUCUCCGCGUCCAGAGAGUACGUACAUAGAAAACAAUGUGUCAAACAGAGCCUCUGUGUUACCAGCAGACAGCAGCACGGUGGCAAACCACUCAAAGAGGCAAACCACCUUUGACACCUGGAAAAGUCCUGAAAACCUUAACAGUCACUCAGAACAGCUCAAGGAGAAAGAAAAGCAAGGUUUUUUCAGGGCAAUAAAAAAGAAAAAGAAGAAAUCUCAAACCACAGACUCAACCAACGGGGAGAAUCCAAGCAUCAAGAAAUCCCUCUUUCCUCUUUUUAAUUCAAAGAAUAAUUUAAAGCAUAGUUCUUCUUUGAAAAAGCUUCCUGUAGUCACUCUACCCAUGAUGCCUAGCAGUGAUGGGCAGGAUCUCUUGGCAUUACAGAAAGCCAUUCAUUCUUCUAAUCACCAGAGCAGCAGGCAGAAGGAUUGGCAUCCUGAGAAGAUGACAGAAAUCCAGCCGCAUAGCCAGCCAUUAAAAUCUCUUCGAAAGCUCUUACACCUCUCCUCUUCAAAUCAUCCUGUCCCUGCUGAGCCUCGCUUCCAGCCCUUACCAACUCAGCCAGCCAAAGCUUCUUUUUCGGAAGUGCGAAUUCACCCCAUGAGUCAAAGCUCCGGCAGCGGCAGCAGCAACGUGCGGCAAGAGCCUCAGCCGAAAAGCCGGCCAACGCUGCAGAUACCAAGCCAGCUGGAACCCACCUGGCACGUCGCCCCGGUGAACAGGAGCGCGAGCGAUGGGCCUCCCUACUCCGACCAGCUGCCUUCCAAGAGCGGACAGAACGGGCACACGUAUAACCGAACAAACCGUUCGCGAAUGCCAAAUCUGAAUGAUUUAAAAGAGACAGCCUUGUAAUUGCACUCCAGACAACAGGCCAGUUCAGGUGGAGAUCAGCGUAGGGGAGUGGUGGUGGUUCUGGUGAUGGUAAGACUGCAUUUUCAGCUUUAUAAAGGUGUGCAAUAUGUACAUGUGGAGCUAUGCUGUUUGGCACCACAGUGAGAGUCAGGGAUUAUACAGUAAAACAAGUUGAAUGAUGAAUUACCAGUCAUCAGAAAUGUCGCUGGAUGCCAGGCAGAGUGUGCCGGUCAGGGAGAAAAACGCAUUGCCGUGUUCUCUCACUUACAUUCCAGCUUAGUGCACAUCUCUGUCUGAAAGCUGGGAGACUUCUGGUAUGUAUUGGCACUUAUAAGGGUGAAAACAUUUAUGUCUAGACCUAUGCCCUUACUACAUUUUUUGCUGCCUAGUUAAAACAGUGGGGUUUAUGUGAUAAAAGUGUAUCCCGGUUAAGGGUUUAAAGUUAAAUUGUAUGUCUUAAAUUUGUUUUUUAAACUUCCAUAUUUGAUAGGAUUUGUAAUAUUUAUUUAUGAUGACCUAAUAUCGUACUGUUAUAAUCAUAUCUUUUAUGUUAUAAUGUAAAGUUAUUUUGAGCUGUUUGAAACAUUGUGAAGCAGUGCAACAGCUACAGUAGUUUCUAUAAAGAACUAACAGUGACAUUUAUAUAUUGCAUCAGGAGUAUUUUAUUCUAUAUAUAAAUAUAUAUAUAAAUGGAAAAUAACUGUCUGUUUUUUAAAUAUACUCAUUUAAAAGAAAAGUAUUGUUAUGACACUAUCUGCCAUAUUUUUAUACAUUUGUGAUAUAAAGUGCAGUAUUAUACUUCUAAUAAAAGGAAGUUGAAUGUGGAUAUAAACGUGACUGUAACAGUAUGAAUGUUGCUCAGCUAUGAGAGCCCGGGAUUAUAGGCAUUAUUGGUAACAAACAAAAGACAACAUUCAAUUCCAAGCUUUAUUAUGGGCUAUUUUGUUGGAAGUAUUGGCUAAACGUAAGAGACUGCAGAACUGUACAGUAAUGUAAAUGUGGUAUGUUCUCCCCUGUGUCCUUGGCUUUCCUAGUAAUAUUGAUGGGAUUUCUGCAUCUGCAUCAAGAGCACAGAGCCGAAGUACCAAAUUUUUGUUUCCUCUAAAGAGAUAAAGUGCCCCAUGACUACAAGCUAAAGCAGGUGCUCUUCCACUUAAUAGCAGGGGUGAAAACCAAAGAAACAUAGCAUGAAUUGCAAGUGAAAUGCCAAACUUACGCAUAGCAUGGCACUGCAGAUCAUGGUAUAAGCUUUUAUGCAUAUGUGUAUUUUACAUCUUGUUUAGCAAUCUAUUAACUAAUAAGAUAAACACUGUAUUUAAAUUUAAACUACUCUUGCACUUUUUAUUAUAUUUCAGGAUGUAUUUAAAGCUACAAACUGAUAUUUGGAUAUUGAGGGAGAAGGUUGCCAUGCAGCUUAAUUUCUCCUUAGGUCUUACUAUCCGAAUAUUCCCGUACACAGUUCAGUUACCAGUCUCAGCAAAAUAUUAGAUCUUGGGUUCCAGUCUCCUGUACAAGAUUGUUAAAACUGCCUUUACGUUGGUGAAUGUCGAGCGUAGCAAAUACAUAACCCGAUUCCUCUGUUGCUACCAGUAAACUACAUCAAAGGUGAGCCAGCAGGAGUCAAAAGAGUUAUGCCAGUCUAAAGUUUGUGCAAUAAGAGGAGAGUCGGGCCUGUAGUGUCAGAACAAUACAAUCUUUCCUUUUUAAACACAUUAGUUCAACUCUCUCAUUACUCUGCAGCAUAGUUUGUUUUCUAGAUGCUGUCCUCAUAAGACACGUGUACUUGCAAAUAUGUUGUCUUUUCCAAACAGAGAUUAACCUGAAUGUAAAUUCGAUGAUUUAGCCAUAUAAGUAGUUAACAGAAGCAGCCAGGCAGUAAGAGCUGAACUUCCUACUUGGAUAACGAUGCAAACUGGACACGCGGUUCAGUACCUCUCGAGUCAUACCAAAGUUCUAACAACAGCAAAUUUGGCGCCACUACUCUAAAAGUAUUUGUCAGAAAGUCCGUUAUGGAAGGAUGUUGCGUUAGGUUUGUCCAGGGUGAAAAGUAAUUGUGAAAAUUGUCAAUUGCCUACCAGAAACGUGCAUGUCAUUUUCUGUAGAUAUAUAUGAUAUAGGAUAUCUAGAUAUAUAUGAUAUAUACUGUGUCGAUAUGUCAUAUAUAUAGCAUAUAUAAAUAGAGCAAACAUGAAAGGGUAUUCAGUUUUUGAUGAGUUCAGUGGGCGUCCAGGAAAGACAUUGUGAUAUUUACUAGUCAUCGCUGUCAGAGUUUAGCAGCAUAUUUCAGCAAUGUCUUUUGGAUUCACCAGUUGGUCACAACUAGGUUAGUCCUGUGCUCUGCUUUGAAACGGGCUGAUGCCACUAAAAUCCCUCACAAAAGCAGUGUCCGAGAGUGGGGCUCUAAGCAGUAUGAUCUGAAUGUCUCCGAGAGAGCGUUCAGACUAGACUCUUCUGUACUUUGUGGAUACGUAUCCUUUUGCCUCUGCAAGACUUUUAGCUUGCUGGUAAGAGCUUCGUGCUGGGGAUGAUGAUGCUGGGCUGUCUGUGGCUGUUCUGAUUUCUAGCAAGGAAAGAUGUUUCCAAAGGAUUUUCUUUCUCAGUACCCGUUAAGUUAAAUCAGGGUAAUCUCUGACUGUACAUAUAGCUGUUUAAAGUAGUUAGCAAAGCUUCAAGGGUGACCCAAGGAAUGUUCAAGUAUUUGGUGGCCCAUAUUUACAAAAAGUUGUUUCUACUUCAUACUGCAUUUUCUUCUCACAUUCAACAAACCACAGUAGAUUUCAGUUGAAUAAUAAAUUGUGUUGAACGUAUGUAGUAUUUUCUUCCUUCUGUUGGAAAGAACUUCCAGCAGUUCGGCCUGCUGGUGCUGGGAUAAAUUGUGUAUUUUUAACCUGGUCUAACUUCCCAAUAUUUAGAAUAUUGCUAAUGUAAUUUUGCCAAGGCUUCCAAAGGAGGCUUAUUAUAGUGACUGAGAUUUGCUGACUCAAUAAAGGGGAAGAGAAUUACAGAGCAAACAAUUUUGUAAGUGUGAGCUUUCCUCUUCACUGGUCUGUGAGUCUUGUGCUACGUGUUCUAUAGAGUUACUUAGUAUAAAGUAUCGUAGUUAAACUGCAUUUUAUUACUUGGCAAUCUGUUUUGCCUUAUGGUGUCAUUAAUGAUGUGAAUAGAAAAGAAACUAAGUUUCAGAAAUGAAUUACAGUCAUUUUGCAGAACUUCAGCUGCCUAAACCUGUCUGUAUGUUUCCAGUAUAGCUCUUGAGCUGUUGUUAACUGAAAAAGAAGCACCUUAAGCUCAUUUUAAGUGAAAUUGUGUAUGUGUUUAAGCCGUCCUUUUAAACUGCCAUGUAAAUGUAAUAACCUAAAACAACAUUUUUUUUUUCAACUGACCUGACCACAGAGCACAGUCCCUUAGAGUUAUUUAACUUCUUCUGCUCCAUUUAUCGUAGUCCAAGAUUCAUUGCUCCUCUGAGAGGUCGCCAGCAUGGAGCACCGGGCAGAGUUCUCGGCAGGAAGUCAGCAAUCCCAGAUUCGGUCCCUUCUUCCUAAAAUGUUCCCCAUCCCACAGGGCUUGGGACUGACAGCAAGCUUUCAUUUCUGAUACCAAGUCAGACCCACCUGAAUGUGUGGGUCCUGACACCACUUCUAUUUACAGAUACUCGCUCUUUUAGAUCAAUAUUAAAGCAGGCUUCAAACUUCCAAAUUUACGAGACACCCUCAGGUCAUCCUUAGUCUUGUAACAUUUCUCUCUGCUACACCAACUUGUUUGUGGGAGCAACACUGGAGUGAUUCUUCAAGAAGCAGUGUCCUGUGAUAGGCUUUUGGUCAUUCCUUGUCAUUGCAGUUUGGUCUCCUAAGAGCUGAAUCUCACUGGUAUAAAGAGCUACAUGCCUACUUCAUUUCCAUUUUUCCUCAAAAGCUGCUGUUGCCAUUAGCUGAGUAGACUCCUGUGUUCACUCGGAAAAAGCUAUGACUUCCUAACAAUUUAGUGCUGUAGACCUCCCUUCGAGGAAUGGGAACGCAGAUUCUAUAGCUCUGAACGCACUGUUGUGAGCUGUUUAGCUAAGGCAAAUCCCAGACGCUUUUGAGGGGAGCCAUGCUCUAGAAGUGUCUGGGGUUUUCAUUCAUCUUUCGGGUUUUUGUUGUCUUACAAGUAUUUGGUAGUGAGACAUGCUUCAAAAGUACCUGCAUGUAAUCAAUUCCAUGUGUGUUGAACACUGUCAGAGUACAACUGGGAGAGUAUUUGAAUCCCAGUUACACAAAGAGUAUGAAAAGGAUAGCCAUAUAUAAUAUACUGCAAAUUGUGGGGUGGCAAUGAAUGUUUAUUUUUUCCGUUCCAGAUAACAUACUUAAUACAUCUAUUAAUGGGAUUAUAUCACAGACCAUGCAUCUGGGCUGUUGUUCAUGUAAGUAGGCCCACCAUUCAAAAUAGGAAAGGAGUGUCACAGAAGAUGAUCGGAAAGGUGAUGUGCCCUAUUUAACCGUUUUCAAAUGACCUUCGAAUCAGGACACUAUUUAAGAACAGGUGCCUUCCCCUACACAGCUCUCUCUAGUGGUGUCAUGAUAUUAACCAUUCAUUAACUGGGUUUGUAGUGAAUGAGGAGAAAAGCCAUUUAACUUCUGGCCUUUGUUAAAAAGGGAGCGAUUUGAGUAAAACCUUCCUUUUAAUAUAACACAGCCUGGCAGUUCUAGAUGUUGGCGCCUUUUUCAAAAGGUCAAACAGCAGCAGUGCAUCAAUGCUCAGGCUCAUCAGGCAAGCGAAGGCUUGUGCACAUCACUUGGUUCAGAUGUUGUACUGAAAUGAGAUUUUUCAUUCUGCAAUGGUGAAGCAAAUUUCAUGAAAAUUAAGCAAAGUGAAUUUUAUAGGAGAUCCUCUUUCAAUUGGAAGACAAAAGCUGUGGUAGGUCAUCUGUUCUCUGAGUGGACUGUCUUAACAGCUACUGCAUGAGGCAGUAUAGGUAAAUCUGAUUGAUUAGGUCUGAAUUUUACUUGCUCCAAGUUCUGCUUGGAUGCUUAUUUGUGUACCUUGUGUACAGCCAAUGGUUUGGUGCAAAAGUUGGCUGUAUUUGACAAACUAAGUGGAAGGUGCUUGAGAAGUGUGAGAGGACCAGUCCCGCUAUGUUUAGAUGCUUUCAUUCCCCCGAACCAGAUGAUUGCUUCUCAGGCUCUUUUAGAAUGUAACUCAAAAUACGCAGCCAGGCAAAAGUGACUCUUAAGAUGUGGGCCCAGGGUCUGAACGUGGAAUUUGUGACUUAGGCUGAGAGCGACUCCCCACAUCUCUUGUCUUCUCUGCAAGUCAAUCUACCUCCUCUCUCUUGCAGAACGUGGUCAAGGUUUGGUUUGUUUGUUCUGAGUUUAUUGUUGACUCCAAAUUUUGAAGAGACAUAUGAAAAGAUUCUUCCUCUAGGUACUGUUAGCAACCAAGUAAUAAAAUUUUGAUGGGCCUUCAUCUGAUAUACUUCUGAAACCUCCAAGCCAUCCGAGUUCUCCCUCUAGAAUCCCAGUGCCAUCCUUUGCACUGCUUUGCAGUCUUCCCUUGCCCUUCCCCUUGUGGUUCUCAAAUAUUGCAGUUGCCUUGUUCUUCGUUGUUUCUCUAGUGCAGAUUAUCAGGGAGUUAGAGGCCUUAUCUACUACUCCACCCUGUUUGCUGUUUUAUUCGAACAGCUAUCCUUAGACUUGCUCAGGAUUUUCUUCAUUUUAAUUUUGCAUUUCAUCUGUGUGAGAUACCUUACCUCGUUGUGCCCCCACCAAGACACGCUGCCUCCCAGGCGCUUUGUUCCACCAGGUCUCUGUUUUCACAGGGCAUUGUUUCUCUGGAUCCGUUCCGAGUUCUGAGAAAUGCAAGGUGGCAUCUUCAUUGUACAGGCGUAGAAAUGCAUUGUGAAGUAACUGCUUUCGUAGAGCUUUCCAUUAGCAACGUUCAAGCAUGUUCAUAGCACAAGAUGGAAGCCGCUAUUCAAGUUUCCUAUAGGAUAUGAACCUCUUGGUGUAAACUUUUGACAUGUAAAUCCAAUGGCAGAGCUUUUAACUGUUUAGUAACAAGGCAAAACUUUAAGUGUAGCUAACUGUCUCGACUUUCCUUUUCUUCUUACUUUUUUUUUUGCUAGUGCACAUCUUAGACUUGUA
Molecule: messenger RNA, 9456 nt
Organism: Chroicocephalus ridibundus (black-headed gull)
Lineage: Eukaryota; Metazoa; Chordata; Aves; Charadriiformes; Laridae
Gene: CDKL5
Product: cyclin dependent kinase like 5
Exons: 19
Coding region: 362-3337 (991 amino acids)
Biological process (GO): positive regulation of axon extension; protein phosphorylation; regulation of dendrite development
Cellular component (GO): dendrite cytoplasm; nucleus
Molecular function (GO): protein kinase activity; ATP binding
Source: RefSeq, a predicted model, not a curated record